GCGAUACGUCGUGUGAGCAACGCCUGCGCUACACGCUGGCACUCGCCUCGGUCGUUCAGCGACUGGUCUCGCUCGCUCGUUCCAUUUCCCUUUCUGCCGCCAUGAUGCGCUUCUUCGGCUUUCUUCUCGCCGGCGCCGCGACCGUGGCUGGCUUCACGGGCGACGGCACGGGCUACCACCUCUCGGACCCCAAGACGGGCAACUGCAACUUCAUGAAGUACCCGGCCGCGGCAACGACCCACUACGUGGCGCUUGCCCCUAAGUUCUUUGACAACACGCGGGGCUGCGGCAUGUGCAUCCAGGCCAAGUGCAGCGACAGUGCGUGCGCGGGUGCGACGGCCACCGAGACGUUGUACGUCGUCGACCAAUGCCCCGGCUGCAUGGACGAAGACAUUGACAUCUCGCCCGAGGUCUUCCGGAAGCUCACGAACGGUAUCGAGCCCGGCCGCCUCAAGAUGACGUGGUCCUUCGUGCCGUGCCCGAUCUCGGACCCGAUCUCGAUCUGCAAGAAGGCGGGAAGCAACAACCACUGGCUCGCGCUCCAGCCGACCAACACACGGACUGGUGUCGGGUCCGUCUCGAUCAACGGGUCCCCCACCAAGAUGGUCGCGUCAGCCUUCUACUUUAUCGUUGAAAGCGUCCCCGAGAUCGACCUCAGCAACGUCCUUGUGUCCCUCUCGCCCGCGGGCGGCGGCAGCGCCGUCUCAGCGACCGUCGAUCUGAGUGGUGAAGGCUGCGCGACCACCAGUGUCCAGUUUGGCGGUGGUCCCGCCCCUGGCCCAGCUCCCACCUCUGCGCCGACACCAGCUCCGACGCCUGCCCCGACGCCGGCUCCGACGCCUGCCCCGACACCAGCUCCGACACCCGCCCCAACUCUUGCCCCGACGCCCGCCCCGACUGACGCACCGACGACAACACCGCCUGCAUCCACCACGAUGUCUGUCAACGCUACGACGGCUCCGACGACGACGACGAUCCCGGUGCCGAGCGAGGGAGCCCGGCUUGAGAGCGAUGCCACGCCUGUGCCGUCCACGCGCGCCACGACUCCGUCGCCGCCGAUUGUCGAGGUGUCCAACCAGAGCUCGGCGGAUCCCACUGGCACGUCGCCGCUGAUCAUCGUGCUCGGUGCUGCGUGCGCCGUGGCUGUCGGCGCCGUCGCAAUCGCGAUCGUCGUCAUCAAGCGCAAGCAGCGCAUGGACAAGGAGAACGACUUUGACAGCGACUUCAACCUCGCGGCCAUCGUGUCGCACCGCGAGUCGAGCGUCGCUGUCUUGUAACUUCGGUGUACAUUGCUUUACGUAGAGAUGUCCUGUAUUUAAUCCGAGCCUGCUGGUACUUUUCCUAAACGUCGAGCAAAAGGUUAUAUAACAUGAGGCACCACGCGGCUCGGGCAGCC
Saprolegnia diclina VS20 is the source of this 1396-nucleotide messenger RNA. RefSeq lists its product as hypothetical. NCBI's taxonomy places the organism in Eukaryota, Oomycota, Saprolegniomycetes, Saprolegniales, Saprolegniaceae. The transcript has a single exon. Bases 102 to 1277 code for a protein of 391 amino acids. The record is from RefSeq and is a predicted model, not a curated record.